Messenger RNA from Pseudonaja textilis, 1533 nucleotides. The record is from RefSeq and is a predicted model, not a curated record. Lineage: Eukaryota; Metazoa; Chordata; Lepidosauria; Squamata; Elapidae.
UCUGAAGGUAAAAGUAACUGAGGAGGAAGAAGAAAACUUGCUGCUGGUUGCUCUUGGUUGUUUAUUCAUCAACUCUCUUCCUGGCAAGCAAGCAGCUGGCAUCAGUGAAAGGAAAAAGAAGAAAGCCCUGUUGAUAUAAGGAUAUAAUAUAAGGAAGAUCCUAGAGUAUAUAUCUCAUCCCAAUUCUUAUAGUACUCAUUAGGGGUCACUAUGUAUCAGAAAUCAAGUUACUCAUUAAAUACUCUGGUUCCUUGCAUUUCCAUUUAUUGCAUUGCACUUACUCUUUUAAAUAUUAUUAAGCCUUACAUUCCCACAAAUUAUACAGAAUCUACAUGGAAUAUGAAAAACCUUAUCUCUAUAUGGGUACGGCUAUGCAAAACAAACUGCUUAUGGGCAUCCAUUUAAAUUAUGAACAGGUUAAAUAUAGCCUCCAAUAAUAGAAGUAAUAUAGCUACAGCGUGAUGAAAGAGGGAUAUUUAUUAUUCAGUUCUUUCACAGAUGCAAAGUCUGUGUUAACAUGGAACAGGGCAAAGUGGGUCAGCGCUACUUACCUUUUACUAACAGCCCAAGGCAGGCAAGGUUGGUCCAAAACAUCUCAAUCUCUUGAUGCUUCUGAAGAAAAUGAUGGUUGGUCUAGUGCAGAAGAUCCACUUAAUUCAUCAGAUGCAGAAGAAGAGGGAAAGGGAGAAAAGAAAUUGGUUCCUGGUAAAUAUACUGUUGUAGCCACUUAUGAUAAAGGCAACUCAAAUGGCUUGAUCCUGAACAGUGGCGAGUUAGUUCAGCUAAUCCAUGAAGGAGCAGAUGGUCUUUGGUAUCUGCGGAACUUGAGCACAAACAAAGAAGGGUGGGUCCCUAUCAACAUUCUGAUACCAUUACUCAGUAACUCCAAAUCUGCUUUCUCUCUCAGCAGCUCGGAAUCUGCGGCGGGUUCAAGUGCACUGAGUUCAUCUUCAAGUUGUAGUGAAAAUUGCAACAUCAGCACCCCCUUCUCAGAUACUAAGGGUUAAAUUCCACAACUCUCUGAAGAUUUAAAACUGCCAAUGCGACCAUCACAUGUUAAAGAAGUACAGAAGCGUCAUAAUUGCACAUCUCUCAGUUGUUCCUCUUGUGUUUAAAGAUGGUUUAGUGGAUAUUCUUGAAGAACCUGAAUACAUUGCUAAUGGAUUAGUAGUGGAAGUAACUCUUCUGGAAGCUGCAGCAUAGAAGUUUAUCAUUCUUCAAGAAUGAAAUGGACCUUGUCAUGGAUAGCUUGGGAAGCAUAUUACCAGCAGCCAGUAGUUCCUAUUGUGUAAAUCUGACUAGUUAAAACAAUAACUAUUAAAUGAAUAUAGAAUGUAGAAAACAACUGAAAAACUUGAUCCUCAUAAAUAAAUGAAUAAAAGCCAUAUGGGAUCAAAAUAGAAUGUGCGGGAAAUUACAGAGUUGGGUAUUUGCUAAUUUGGUGUAGUAUUACUUUUCUAACGUCAUUUUCUGCGGCAUUUCCUUUAGCCAUGAUGAAAAUUAGUAAUCUGAAAUAUUUUUAACACUGAACCA